UAUUUUGACAUGUCUUGAUAGCGCGCUCAUGACCUGGAUAUGACCAUGCUGUAGCUUGAUGCGCGCUACUGUUGCCGCAUGCACUACUCCAGCGUGUGGCUUCUUGUGAAUAACACUAAAGUAAAUAUCCCGUUUUGCAAUGGAGUCCUUCAACCAAAUAUUACUACAGUACCCGCCAUUUGUAAUUGGAGGUGUCGGAGCAACGGCCAUUGCUGCAGGAGGAGCGCUAAUCUAUAGAAUUGCAACCAGGAAAAAACCAACUCAUGUCAAAGUGAAUUGUUGGUUCUGCAAUCAGGACACAGUUGUCCCCUAUGGGAACAGAAACUGCUGGGAUUGUCCAUACUGUGAACAGUAUAAUGGCUUUCAGGAGAACGGGGACUACAACAAGCCCAUUCCUGCUCAGUACAUGGAGCAUCUCAACCAUGGCGUUUCGGCCGGUGUCCCGGAGACACCGAAGACUCUGCAGUGGGUCAACUGUCAAAUGCUUCUGUGCAAGAAGUGCAACAAUAACCAGACAGUGAAGAUUAAGCAGCUGGCCUCGUUCAUCCCCAGGGAUGAUGAAAACUAUGAUGAGGAGAUCGAGGUAUUUAAGCACCACCUUGAGCAGACCUUCAAGUUGUGCCGGCCGUGCCAGACAGCAGUGGAGUACUACAUCAAACACCAGAACCGACAGCUGCGGGCUCUGCUCUUCAACCACCAGCUCAGACGCAGUCGGGAUGCUGAUAAAGCCUUUAUUAAGAACAACUACUCCCUCACCACUCCUGCCUGGCUGAUCUUGCUCCGAGUCCUUGCGUUUCUCGCCUGUGCCUUCCUUGUAGCUGUGGCUCUGUCUGGAUCUGGAGAUGUGGCCUCCUCCGUCAUGCAGACUUUAAGCGGAGGAGUCACCCCACCUAAACGCCCCGUCCAAAAUGAGAGUGAAAGCAAUGCUGAGGCGGGCAGCAUGAUGUGGUAUGAUCUGGUGGGUCUUCUGCCGGAAAAGGCUGUGGAGAACGCUCGGCUCGUCUGGCAGUCCGGAAGCGAACAUCAGAUGGCCGUGGCCUCUGUUGGUCUCCUAACUUGCAUCACAGGUGUCUUAAUGGCAGGACCUGUCAGGUUGAGGAGGAUUGACGCUGUGGCCUCUGUGCUUUGGCUUCUGGUGAUCUGUUUUUAUCUGGCAGAGUGUUAUCUCAAGACGGACAUCCCUGAUUGGUUGGAAAUGGUCAAGUUGGGCAUCACUUCUGUGUGUUGUCUGGUGGGAUUCGCUGCCGCUGUGGCAACACACAAAUCCACGAGUCAGAGAAGAGCCAGAGCUCGCAGGUAUUUGUCUGGCAGUUCACCUGGGCCAUACUACAGUAAUCACUGUCCCCCGCUGUCUGCACCUGUGUCUGGAUCCUCCACCUUCAUCCCAACACCUCCUCCCAACCUGUCACAGCUGCUCAUCCACCAGCAAAGCCACAGAACGUGCAAAGCCUCGCCCUCAUCGCUCCCUGGGCGACUCAACAGGGCCCUCUCUCUGGGAACUAUUCCCUCCGUAGCACGAGCAGAUUCAGGUUUCCUCUUCAGUGGGAGUAGACCAUCUUCACAGUGUCAAGACUCUCCACCUUCAGAUUACUACUCCCUAAAAUCUGGAAGCCGGCCCUCUUCUCCUGGACCGUCUCCAACCCCAUCUGUGGCAGGAUCCGUCACUUCCACCUCUAGCUCUGCCAGGCAGCGCCGGCCACUCAUCAGCCCAGCCAGACUCAACAUCAGUGGGCAAAAGCUGCAGCUCUUUUCCGCUCCUCCGGAGCCUUUUAGUCUGGCCUCACCUCCUCCCUUUCCUUCGGAGCAAAACCAUGUGCACAGCGGAGGAUUCUUGCCUGAUGUUCCACACUUCCAUUCACAGAAUCAUGGUUCACUGAUCGAUGAGGGCAGUGUGUUUGAGCAUGUGGAGAAGCGAAUGGACGGCUCCUCUGCAUCGUCAGACUGCCAUGUAGACACGACCACAGGAAAUGGAACUGACAGCAGUCCUGCAUGGAAGGGUUUUUGGGGGUUGACGCUUUGGCCUGGUGUACUGUUUACCAAGUUUGACCAUUAACUUAUCCUUUAUCUGCGUCUAUCUCUAUUACAAUUGGAGAUGAGAAUAUAGUUCAGAUCUUAUGAGUUCAGCAGUUUGACUGGUCUUUGUCACCUGUGUGCUCGCUCUGUAGAUCUGGGAUCUUUACAGGAAAUAUGUGGAUAGCAUUACCAUUGGGUGACGA
Carassius auratus (goldfish) is the source of this 2216-nucleotide messenger RNA. Its product is annotated as transmembrane protein 201-like. The record is from RefSeq and is a predicted model, not a curated record. Gene Ontology annotation, molecular function: lamin binding; actin filament binding. The transcript is spliced from 11 exons. NCBI's taxonomy places the organism in Eukaryota, Metazoa, Chordata, Actinopteri, Cypriniformes, Cyprinidae. Gene Ontology annotation, biological process: nuclear migration along microtubule. Gene Ontology annotation, cellular component: nuclear inner membrane. The coding region runs from base 140 to 2053 and encodes 637 amino acids.